Molecule: messenger RNA, 2760 nt
Organism: Procambarus clarkii (red swamp crayfish)
Lineage: Eukaryota; Metazoa; Arthropoda; Malacostraca; Decapoda; Cambaridae
Product: homeobox protein OTX2
Biological process (GO): regulation of transcription by RNA polymerase II
Cellular component (GO): nucleus
Molecular function (GO): RNA polymerase II cis-regulatory region sequence-specific DNA binding; DNA-binding transcription factor activity, RNA polymerase II-specific
Source: RefSeq, a predicted model, not a curated record
ACCGCUGGACGCUGCGCCUGUCGCACCCCCUCCCACGCCGCGAGCCCCCUCGCCCUCUCCGGACGGACGCUAAAAUCCCACGUGCUGGCCCGCUUGUAUCUCCCCGCGUCCCUCUUACUCUCUCACAUCUCCCUGUGACUCUCACUCUCCCGCUCGCCCUCUCACCCGGUGGGAGAGACUCACCCGCGGGGAACCAGUGACUUGUGCAUACAAUUGUUUUAGUGCGUGAACUAGUGGCGGCGUUAAGAAGCGGAGCAUCACCUUCAGGAUAAUCCGGCCACUUCAGCAGCUCCUCCAUUACAAGCGGACGCCCUCAGCAGGCUGGCGUAUCACGGCACCUUCGGGGCCCAGGGAGGGCUCGGGGGCAGCAUGGCAUACCUCAAGAGCCCGCCCUACCCCAUGAACGGGCUCGGCCUCAGCAUGGGGCACCACUCCCCCAUGGACCACGGAGUGCAUCCCUCAGUACCCUACCCAUCAGGCAACUCAUGGACCUCCUUCUCCACAGUGUCUCAACAACCGGCCAGGAAGCAGCGACGGGAGAGGACCACCUUCACCAGGGCUCAGCUCGACGUGCUAGAGUCCCUCUUCGCCAAGACCCGCUACCCGGACAUCUUCAUGAGGGAGGAGGUCGCCAUCAAGAUCAACCUGCCAGAGAGUCGGGUCCAGGUUUGGUUCAAGAACCGUCGAGCCAAGUGUCGGCAGCAGGCGCAGCAGCAGAACAGCAACAGCGGAGCAUCGAGCGCCAACAGCAGCACCUUGAACAGUAGUAACAACAACAGCAGCAGCAGCGGCAGCACUGCCGCCGCCAUCACCGCCGCCGCCCCCGCCGCCAACACCACCGACAGCACCAAGGCGGCCGCCCCGCGCCCCAAGAAGAUCAAGAGUCCAUCUACGCCCUCGCCGCCGCCUCUGGUCAUAAAGUCCUCUCCUCGCCCCGCCUCGCCAGCCUACAAGCCGCCCUCGGUGUCUCCGGCAUCAGCACACACACCGCCCAACACCACGCCCACGCCCACGCCCACACACUCCUACGGCAGCUUCCAGCCAGCGCCGCCCACCAGCGACCACACCAACAGCUACUCGUCACUGUGGGCGCCCACCAGCCUCAGACCCAUGGGCGACCUGCACGUUUCGACCGCCAACUGCAUGCAGACGCCCUCAUACCACAUGCCCAGCAGCAAGAGUCCCGGCUCCUCCUGGAACCAGAACUACGGCCCGGCCUCAUAUUACGGCAACAUGAGCAUGGAAUACCUACCCCACCACAUGAGCGCCCACGGCCAGUUCGCUCCCGUCACCAACCACAUGGGAGGCUUCCAGCAGAUGGGCGGCCACAUGAUGAGCUCCCACAGCAUGAUGGGCAGUCAGCACUACUCUCGUGCCGCCGCCGCCGCCGCCGUGCCCGUGCAAGGUGUCACAACACCAGGCUCGCAAGACUGCAUGGACUUCGGGGAAAAGUUCCAGGUCCUCUGAGCGUCGUCUACGCCGCAGUUCCCCGUUUCCAGGAUCUCCGGGCUCGGCAGUUUUGUGUACGAAUGAGGUGGUUGGUGAACCACGGGGACGACUCGACCACCCGGCGGACGACGACGUAGCUGAACUUUCUCCGUCUCUUCCCGCUGUCACUGGCCGCCACCCACGUCACUGUAGGUGGGUGUAGGUGGGUGUGCCACUCUCUCCUGGCUCGCACACUGUGAGUUCUCAGGAGCCAGAUGGAUAGCCUAGUCCUCCGUCAGGCUAGGAGGUCGUGGGCGCUUUUCUACUGAACAGAGGUGAAAAAGGAGCCCUCCCUUUCCUCCCCUCCCCCCCCACAGAGGGAUGGUGAGGGAUGGAGGGCAACUGUGGAGGGCCCGUUGGAAGGUCAGCUGGAGGGAGGGGAGGGAAGGAGUCGGCCGGCCACCUGCACGCCCGGGGAUUAACGGAGCAAAUGUGCACAGUCUGAUGCCGCCCAUGUCAGCCUCUUGCCAAAGUGUUUCGCUCGCGAGCACUCGGCCAUCACCUCUCUCACCGCCUCUCCCCUGGAUGGCGUCCGAUACCCUGUGGAAGUGGCGAGGUGGCCGGGCAAGAGGGCUUUGAUCUCUCUAUGUUGUGCGAUUCGUCUUUCACGAAGCCUUCACUAACUGUAGCCAACGCGCGUAGAGUCAUCACAGGGUAAUUAAUUAAUAUUUAAUUGAUUCCUCUUGUACAUACCGAAAAGCUGUCGUAUAGCCGAUUGAAUCGCCAGGAAGGAUUCAGUAUGCUGGCAGUCUAUGGGAGACUCGUAGCAUUUUUUUUUCCAUAUGUUUAUUCAUCAUUUAUUUUUAAUCGGUGACUGUAGCCUAUCAGUCCAUUCGAGUAAGCAGCGCAAAUCUGAGACUUGUUUCAGGGAGGCUGAUUGGUGCGACUCAAGUGGGGGGGGGGGGGUUCUACUCUGGAAAUGUGUAAUCAUCGGUGUUGCUUUACUUAAACAAUGCCUCUUCCUCCUCCUCCUGUACAUAAUAAGUAAGUUUGUACUCAGUACUCAGGAGGGUUUGUGCUGUGGUGUUUGGUUGACGACACCGUCAGGUGGAUGGUAGUGCAAUAUGGUGUGGUGGUGGUGGGGGGGGGGGGGAGGCGACAGACACCACUCCACCGACAAUAUGUAUCCUACCCAAAAAUCGACCAGCCAUCCCACACAGAUGCAUACAAACACACACACACACACACACAAGAGGCAUGACUUACGAGGAAAGGCUGCGAGAAAUGCACCUCAAUACUCUGGAAAACAGAAGAGUAAGGGGAGACAUGAUC